AUGACGGAGGGAAGGAGCAGCAGCACGGGGCACGAGCAGUCCCAGACUCGGGGUGACUUCAGCUGUCAGGGCCAGGAGCGGUCCCGCGACAGCAUGCCAUCUUGGCCCAAUGACUCGGAGUGCCUCUCCCGUAACUGCAGCUGGGGGGAGACCUACAACUCGACAAGCGACGUGGAUCACUCUCUGCCCCCGCUGAAUUACUAUUCAAUCCCGCUCCUCACGGUCAUCACUGUCGCCUGCACGCUGCUUUUUCUGGUUGGGGUGGCCGGGAACGUCAUGACCAUCCUGGUAGUCAGCAAGUACCGGGACAUGCGCACUACCACCAACCUGUACCUGUGCAGCAUGGCCGUAUCCGACCUGCUUAUAUUCCUGUGUAUGCCACUGGACCUAUACCGAAUGUGGAGGUACAGGCCCUGGCGCUUCGGGGACGCGCUCUGCAAACUUUUCCAGUUCGUAUCAGAGUCCAGCACGUACUCAACCAUCCUGAGCAUCACUGCGCUGUCAGUGGAGCGUUACCUGGCCAUCUGUUUCCCUUUACGCGCAAAAGCUCUGGUCACCAAGAGGCGUGUGCGCGCCUUGAUUUUUAUCCUUUGGACUGUGUCCCUUCUGAGUGCUGGCCCCGUCUUUGUGAUGGUGGGUGUUAAGAGAGACGGCAUGGAGCAAACACAUUUCAGUUCGUGGAUGAAUGAGACUGACUUGUUUCUGGAUGACGGGGACACCAGGGAGUGUGGGAUGACACAGUACGCCGUGGAGUCGGGCCUGAUGGGGGCCAUGGUUUGGCUUAGUUCAGUUUUUUUCUUCAUGCCGGUCUUCUGUCUGACUGUUCUCUACAGUCUUAUAGGCCGCCGGCUGUGGCAAAGGCACAGAGAGACGAACAUGAGCUCCCGUGUGGCUCACAGGGAUAAAAGCAACCGACAAACCAUCAAGAUGCUUGUGGUGGUUGUGUUGGCCUUCGUCCUGUGUUGGCUCCCGUUCCACGUGGGUCGGUACCUGCAGUUCCGCUCCCUGGACGCGCCGUCCCCUCUGCUCCUGGUGCUGUCAGAGUACUGUAACAUGGUGUCCGUGGUUCUCUUCUACCUGAGCGCUGCAAUAAACCCCAUCCUCUACAACACCAUGUCCUGGAAGUACCGGAGCGCGGCCGCGCGCCUCUUCGGCCUGACCGAAACCCAGCCUUCCCGAAGCCGCACGGCCAGCUCAGUGAAAGGAGACGUUUCCAACUGCUGGACGGAAUCUACAGCCAGGCGCCACGGGAGUAGCACAGAACCACGCUCCAGUAAUGCCAACGUCACAGUGAUGCCAACGACAGAAUAA
This is a messenger RNA of Menidia menidia (Atlantic silverside), 1311 nucleotides long. NCBI's taxonomy places the organism in Eukaryota, Metazoa, Chordata, Actinopteri, Atheriniformes, Atherinopsidae. The record is from the annotation of a GenBank genome assembly.